Messenger RNA from Camellia sinensis, 2571 nucleotides. The record is from RefSeq and is a predicted model, not a curated record. Lineage: Eukaryota; Viridiplantae; Streptophyta; Magnoliopsida; Ericales; Theaceae.
AUGGAUUCAAUGAAGAAUGAAUCUGACAACUUUGAUUCACAACAAUGGAACAAGGAAGAGAACAGUGCAUCCGUGAAAUAUAGUAAUGUUGGAUCUGGGGGUCUUGUUGACUACACGAGUCAAUUUAUUAAUAAUGAGGUUUUCAAGAGCAAAGAAGAAUUACUUGGUUGGGUACGGGAUGUUGGAAGGAAAAAUGGGUUUGUGAUUGUCAUCAAGACAUCAGACUAUGGUGGUGGUCAUAGGACACCGAGGAUAUUUCUUGCCUGUGAGAGAAGUGGUCAAUACAGAGCUCAUAAGAAAUUAGCGGGAGAUGAUUCAAGCAAAAAAAUUGUGAAGAUAACGGGUACAAAGAAAUGCGGGUGUCCCUUUGAGUUAAGGGCUCGUAAGUUGAUGGCUGAUGAUGAUUGGAUGGUAGAUGUAGCAUGUGGAAUGCAUAAUCAUGCUCCUGCUAAACAUUUUGAAGGACAUUCAUUUGCAGGGAGAUUAUCUGAGGAGGAAAAAUCAUUAUUAGUGGAUAUGUCGAAAAGCAUGGUCAGACCGAAAGAGAUUUUGGUUACAUUGAAACGAAAGGAUGCUUUGAAUGUAACCACUAUGAAAACCAUUUACAAUGUACGUCAUAGGAAUAAUGUUAUUGAGAAAGCUGGGAGAUCACAAAUGCAACAUUUGUUGGGUGAGUUAGAAAAGCAUAAUUACAUUGAGCGGCAUAGGUGUGACAACAACACGAUGACUGUCACAGACUUGUUUUGGGCACAUCCUGUCAGUUUAGAUUUGCUCCGUUCAUUUCCAAAGGUGUUGAUCAUGGACUGCACAUAUAAGACAAAUCGAUAUCGUCUUCCUCUUCUUGAGAUAGUUGGAGUGACAUCCACUGAUAUGUCAUUCUCCGUAGCCUUUGCAUAUCUCCAAUUUGAGCGAAUUGAUAACUACGUUUGGGUGUUAACUACAUUGCGUAGUCUCUUGGAUGACAUUGCUAUUCCUGAGGUGAUUGUCACGGACAGGGAGCUUGCUUUGAUGAAUGCUAUUGACAGGGUAUUUUCUACAUCUCGACAUUUAUUAUGCCGAUGGCAUAUUAGUAGAAAUGUACUGGCGAAAUGUAAGAAAAUGUUUAAGAGUAAGGAGGAAUGGGACAAGUUUAUCUCUUUAUGGAAUUUUUUAGUACUCUCCUCAACUGAGCUUGAAUACAAUGAACAUCUUGCUAGGCUACUUGCGGAUUUUGAUACAUAUCCUGAGGCAGUGCAAUAUGUGUCACAAAGUUGGUUAAUUCCAUAUAAGGAUAAGUUUGUUGCCGUAUGGACAGAUAGUUGUAUGCACUUCGGGAAUGUUACAACCAAUAGGGCUGAAAGUGCACAUGCAAAACUGAAACGGCAACUUGGUUCUAACCAAGUAAAUUUUGAGUGUUCUUGGACCAAGAUCCAUAGUUUGCUUGAGUUGCAGCAUGUUGAUAUUAAGGCAUCAUUUGAGAAGAGCUUAACCAUUGUACAACACCAGUUCAAACCAUCCCAUUUUAGAGAGCUCCGAGGCAAUAUCUCUAUUACUGCAUUAGAUCAUGUCUUAGCGGAGAGUAAGCGAGCGAAUGAUGUUGGCAUUGAUGCUUCAGUAUGUGGAUGUGUUGUUCGACGAACACACGGGUUACCGUGUGCCCAUGAGAUUGCGGAUUACAUCCGGCAGGGUCGUCCAAUACCACUUGAUAGCAUUAACCCACACUGGAGGACUCUUGAGGUAGUACAAAAGUUGAAGAAUGAUAAAGUGGAAUUGAGUUGUGAACCAAAGUUUGAUCUCAUGCUUAAGCGAUUCAAUGCAUCUGAUUACACUACGCAGUUGGAAAUUCUGCAUAAGUUAGGAGAGAUUGCAGAUCCCCAAAGUAGUUUUCUCAUUGAGCCGGAUGUGAAGCCCAACCCUCGAGGUAAGGGACAUAAGAAGAUAGAUGUAUAUCGGACGCGUACAAGUACAACUUAUUCAUAUGUUGAUGCCCUUCCAGUUGGAUUGAAGCCUUACAUACGUUUUAUCAAGGAUGUAGAUGCCGAUGGCAAUUGCGGGUUUAGGGCCAUUGCUGGCUUGAUGGGGCUUACAGAGGCUGAAUGGGGUCAAGUCAGGCGUGAUCUCCAACAGGAAUUGCACACACACGUAGACCAUUAUACUCAUCUAUAUGGUUCACGUGACAGGAUUGAAGAGCUGACCCAUAUUCUAUCAUUCUUUGAGCCUAAUCCAGGGUAUCACCGUUUGAUGACUAUGCCUGACAUGGGUCAUCUUAUUGCAUCUUGUUAUAAUGUGGUAUUGUACCACUUAUCUGCACAACAAUGCCUUACUUUCCUCCCUCUACGAUCAGUGCCAAUAUCACAACUUCAACGGCGUGAGAUUGCUAUUGGGUUUGUUAAUGGGAAUCAUUUUGUCCAGGUGUUCAUGUUACCGGGUCAUCUAGUUCCACCAAUAGAUACCAAUUGGUGUAAGUUUCAUCAUUCUUGUGCGGCUGGAUGGGAUACUGCAUAUAGUCGCCGAAUUGAGCAUUUUAAACAAGUUGUUCAUUCAGGGGUAGCUACUAGAGAGACAUUUGAUUGUAUUAACCUCGAUGAGUAA